UCCUGGAAACCAUUUUCCUCACUUUCCCAUGUUUGGUGAACAUAAGGAAAAUGGGUCAAAGGAAACUCAAUUCUGGUCAAAGGAAAAAAAGAAGCUUUAUGAUAGGAAAGUGUUUUCCUUUUUUUAUUCUAAGGAAAACACUUUCCCAUGAAACACCUCUUCUUUGCCUCGUCUUCAUCUCCAAAAACUCUGUUAGCCUCUUCAGUGAUAACAUUCACACUAGCAAGCCACUUUACAAUAUCAAAAUAGGAAAAGUCGUUUCACUUGCAGAGGCUGCCAAAGGGUCAUUUGUCUUCCAGCAGGGGAAGCCAUGCCCAUAUCAAGCCCGUCAGCAUAGACUGGUGAGUAAUUGCUUAUCCUGUGGCAAGAUUGUCUGCGAACAAGAAGGAGAGGGGCCUUGCAGUUUCUGCGGCGCCCUUGUGUUAAAGGAAGGAAGUACGUAUGCUGGUCUUGAAGAAAGCAUGGCUCCUACAUCAGAUGCUGAAUUUGCAGCUGAGGCUUAUUCUAAAAGGCUUGUGGAGUAUGAUAACAUUCACACUACCUGUGUAGUUGAAUACACGAGUAACGGAGCGUCUAAUGAGAACAAUUAACAGUUCCACAACUGUGGAUGUCAGGGAACCAAGGAUCUCCAUAGCCAAUGUUCUGCCUUUGUUUAGCAGCCAAACCACAAGUAAAGGAUGAUCACUACUGCGAUAUUUGAAAAACUAUGGAGAUGGAUGUAGCAGAUAAAAUGAGUGAAAGAAUUUGCUUAGAGCAACUGCAGAGAGGCAGGGAGGCUAGGUUAAUUUGUGAAGUCAAGUCAAGCAAUUAUAUUCAAGUAAAUAUAACCCCAAUGACAUAUUCCAUUAAUUUAUUAAUAAAUUAUAUUAUAAGUGAUUUAAUAUUU
This is a messenger RNA of Populus trichocarpa (black cottonwood), 886 nucleotides long. RefSeq lists its product as uncharacterized. Bases 51 to 590 code for a protein of 179 amino acids. Gene Ontology annotation, biological process: regulation of DNA-templated transcription. Gene Ontology annotation, cellular component: nucleus. The record is from RefSeq and is a predicted model, not a curated record. NCBI's taxonomy places the organism in Eukaryota, Viridiplantae, Streptophyta, Magnoliopsida, Malpighiales, Salicaceae. Gene Ontology annotation, molecular function: zinc ion binding. The transcript has a single exon.